AUGAAUUCUACUACCGCUAUUGUCGGCUCGUCGUCUCCCGCAAGGCCCUCCUCCUCCGAGUUCGAGGUGGGGAUGGAGGAUAUUGAUGAGGAUGAGUACGAUGCUCGGCGGAGUAAGCCUGAGGAAGUAACCGUCCAACUCGCCAUGAGUUUUCUCCACUCUUCCUUAUAUCUCUGCCUCCUGCAAGGCUUUAAUGAGCUUACCGAAGUCAGAGUUCGGGUAGAACGUAAACGGGCAGAAAUGUACGGUAACGGGAUAGACCAUGUCACUGCGGAAGAUGACGGUGGAAUCUGCAGAAUGAAGCGGCAGGCCCUCGGGUGGUCAUUAGAGCACCCGUACCUCGCGUUGCUCGAAGCUAAGAGGGCUUUUAAACAUGUCCACAUUGACAAUGCAACAGGAGAGAUUCAUCCAAUCGUGUCAAAUGACACACUCGCUCAGUGCCUGGGCGAAGCUGUGAUUACUUGGAAGGCUACUCGGCAAUUAGUAGGACAGGAUGUUUUCCUUAUAGCAGCAGCUAACACCUUUCUGCGGUUUAUCCAUUUUCGUUUUGGUUCUCAUUACGCCGAUUAUAUUGAUGCAGUCGACAGCUCGACGCAGGAGGGGCUUCUAAAGGACAUCGGGAAGGAUACGUAUGUGCAUAUGGAAAGUUCGAAAUGGUUCAAUUUGCAAUCAAGCGGAGGAAGAAGAAUCGCACUAUGCCACGUUCUGGCGCUCCUGAGGUGGCACGAUGCCCAGCAUCAAUUAUCCGAGAUGGUGGACGACUCAAUAGCCUCGGACAGCGACUUUUCUAUGGAAUAG
Molecule: messenger RNA, 798 nt
Organism: Clonostachys rhizophaga
Lineage: Eukaryota; Fungi; Ascomycota; Sordariomycetes; Hypocreales; Bionectriaceae
Source: the annotation of a GenBank genome assembly